Molecule: messenger RNA, 3224 nt
Organism: Lottia gigantea (owl limpet)
Lineage: Eukaryota; Metazoa; Mollusca; Gastropoda; Lottiidae
Exons: 6
Coding region: 1-477 (158 amino acids)
Cellular component (GO): membrane
Source: RefSeq, a predicted model, not a curated record
AUGAAUAGUGCUGUGGAAUUCUCAAAGAAUACUUUCAAAAGAACUAAGGGACAAUUAACCAAGAAUUUCACAGAAAUAAGUAAUUGGUUAAAUCGUAAUGCUAAAGCUACAAGUGAUGUAGAUUAUCCAGCAUAUGGUGUAACAGGGCCAAACAAAGAAAGAGUUCCCUCCCCUGGUGAUCGUAAAUUGGCCCAGAGUGCUCAGAUGUAUCACUAUCAACACCAAAAACAACAAAUGAUUGCCAUGGAGAAGGCUAAUGGUGAGAUGAAACAUGAUGCUAGUGAUGGCAAAUGGGCUAAUGGUGAGAUGAAACAUGAUGCUAGUGAUGAUGAAUCUGAAGAAGAGAAUGAAGAAGGAGAUUAUACUGUAUAUGAAUGUCCUGGAUUAGCUCCUACUGGAGAAAUGGAGGUUAAAAAUCCACUAUUUAACGAAGAGAGUCAAGUUACUGGAGAUGAUGAUCACAAAGAUCAUAAUUAAAAUGAUCUCCAUUGGUGUCACAUGACUAUCACAUGAUCUAGUCACCCCCUCUAUUGUGUAUUUUAACAUCCCUUUUUGUCAAGUGCUAUGUAUGUGUUUGUUCCCCUCUUUCUCUGUGAUUUUAUUGUCUGGUGUAAUAAGAAAAAAAUUCUUUAAAAAAAAAAUAUAUUGAUUAAUUUUGUAUUUUCAGUAAAUUUUUUAAUCAACCCUUUUAGGAAAUGAAACACAUCAUACGCUUCAGAAAGAACAUAAACAUAGGGUAAAUUUUGCUCAAACCCAAGUGCAUAUUCUAAAAAUAUAAUUUACUGAUAGUAUUUAUGUUACUAUGUUUUUGUUUUUAAUGAUAUUAUAAAUUUAAUAUUUUAAAUCAAAAACUAAAUAUAUUUCUGCAAAAAAACAAAUUGAACACAAACACAGAUUAUAGCUACUCAAUUAUUAUCUUUAUUUUCUUUCAUUUCAUCUCAUUAAUCUGGAUCUCACACACUAAAAUAUGUGACUUCAUCCUUAAAACUCAAUUAGAUAUUUCACUAUCUGUUUAUAUUCGAAUUCCAACUCUAAUCGCCUUGAACAAUGUGAUUUUAUGAAAUGGCUGUAUUCUAUUAUAAAACAGUUGAGUUUUUCAAGGAUAAGUCUCCAAUAAUAUUGUAAUAAUUUGUAGAUAUUAUAAAGGUAUAAGGUAUGAUUUUACUUAUUCAGGGUUAGUUUGUGUUCUCAAUAACAACACAUAGUUCAUAUCUUAUUAUAGAAAUAGUGCUCAUAGGUAAUAACUUAUUCUAUAUCAAAAUACUGGCAACAGAUAACUUUAUUUUAUUCAAUUUAAAAGAAGGCAUUUCUUGACAUUAUUUUGAAUGAUAGAAAUAGGAUUGUCCUAUUUAAUAGCAUAAUAAAUUAAUUUUGUGUUUUAUCUCUUUCUCUAAAUAUAAUAUAUAUGUUAUAAUAGCAGGUCAUGACAAAUAGCAUUAAAAAACCUAUAAAUUACAGGACAAUUCUGUCUCUUGACCUGUUUUCUUGUUUCAAAGGACCAUAAUAUACUUCUGACAUAGGACCAAACUCUCUCUAUUGUAUUUAUUUUACAAUGGUUGACAUAUUUUACAAAAUUUAUUCUGCUAAAUAUAGAUAUAUUAAAUAGUUUUGAAAAUAGAAAAAAAUGAUCCUUUUAAUAAAUCAAAAUUGUUUUCUUGUUAAGAAUGUUGAUAUUUUAUUUUUUUGUUGAAAAUCAUGGCUGUGAAAUUUGUUUCCAACUUUUCUUCAUUCCUUUUUGUUGAUUUAUGACUUCAUUCCAUUAAAGAAGUAAGGAAUUUCAACCUGUUUCAGGUUCUAAGUUUAACAAGUUGUGUACAAUUCUUGGUACAUUAUAACGAAUGAUUGUUGCUGUGAUAAUAAAUUCAAACUAAGUAUUGACUAACAAAUCUAAAACCUAAAUGUAAGAUUUUUUGUGAAGUAAUAUCGGAAAAUUAAGAGCGUAAAAAUGUCAUUUCAGAAAUCAUUUACAGUGUAGUAAUAUAACCUUACAAAUGAUGUCAUAGGAGACAUUUUUAUUCCAGCUGAAAUAUUUUAAUUGUACAAAACAAAAAAAAUUGCAAAAAUAGCAAAAUAUUGUUUCAGCUGAUUUUAACACUGUGCAAUAAAGUUUCAGACUGUAAUAUUGAUAUUGGUAUUUAUUCAAUAUAGAAUAUAUGUACAUAGAACUUGUAUUAUUUUGUUGAACUUUUGUAAACUUGCCUAUUGGAUUCUUCGCAAAAAAUACUUGAGUGAAAAUUCUUUUUUAAAAUUUCGAUUAUUCAAUUAUAACAAUAAAAUUUCACAAAAGAUUGUUCACCAAGCAGUUCAGAUAAGAUAUUUAUAUCCAGUAGGUAGGUAGGGUUGUCUAAUUAUUGUUAUUUAUAUGCUAAGGUUAAAGUUCAGAAUUAGUACCAAGAUAACGUACUAUCUUAAAUUCCGCCAUAUUAUUCAGAUUCAGUUAGAAAUUAUUUCUGAACAUAUUUGUUUUUAUUUCCAUAGCAACUAACCUGAUUUUACCAUGGUUACUGGUUAUUAUAGUUACUGUUGUCAAGAUAAACAAAUAUAUAGAUAUUAUAUAUAGUACUUAAUCAUGUAUCUAUUCUGGUUUUGUGUUGUAAGUUUUGUUUCAUAUUGCAAAUUGUUUCCCUUUUCGAGCAAAAGUUAUGUGACAUCAAAAGUAUAAUUUACUGUUUUCAAAGACUAAAUUUCUAAAUUUUUGAUAUUUGUUGCAUAUUUAUUGGUCAAAUAAAACUUUAACCUAUUGUUUUCAGAUACAGAAUUUUCAAAAGCUAAAAAAUUAUUAAGAUAGUUAUCAAUAUGUUUUUGUUAUUAUUACAAAGGUCACAAAUAUUGUAAAUUACAAGGUGAUGGAUGGAUUAUUUUAAUAGUAAAAUGUGUUUUGAUGAUCAAGUCAGUUUUUUGCACUGUGUUGGGAUGAGGUUUCAUACAGGUUUCAAGAACCUGAAUCAUAUUGGAUAGACCAUCUCCAUUAGUUAUCUUAAAUAACUGAUAUGCAUGAAUUGAAUGUAAAUUAUUUUGGGUUGUAAUGGAAAUUGGUAUAAAUUAGGGCAUUUAAAAGGAAUAUUUGAUGAUAAUAAUGUUGUGUGGUAAAGUAUUAUAUCACUGCCUAUAUUAAUGAAUCUCUGUUGUAAAAAUAUCUCUAAACAGUUGUAUUGCAAUCUGAAAUAAAACUUUAUUCCCCUAUAUUGACUUGUUAGCAAAUCAAAAUAAAUUUAUAAAUAAAU